AUGAAAAACGGUCAGUUUGGCUGGAACUUGAGAUACUCGCCGUAAAACCCUUGUGUUGCAGAAACGACCGAUAGCAAGAUUGAAGAAUACGCGGAAGAACUUGAAUUGCAGCUCGAGAGCAACGGAAGCGAUCGUUCGAACAAGGGAGAAAAGCAAAAAUCGGGGGUCAGUUUGGGUGAACUCCAAAUGCUUCCCCGGAACAACGUUGUUCUAGGUAUCGCCGGGGACUGGGAAAGAGCAAUGUUUCGAUCUUUUUGCUCGGAGGGAAAACAGCGUGUGUCAACUGGAUCUCUCGAACAAGGAUGUCGUUAGACGACAAUAA
Caenorhabditis sp. 36 PRJEB53466 is the source of this 322-nucleotide messenger RNA. The record is from the annotation of a GenBank genome assembly. Lineage: Eukaryota; Metazoa; Nematoda; Chromadorea; Rhabditida; Rhabditidae.